UAUGAUUAAUUUGGAAAAUUUUGAUCAAACAAAAUUCAAAAAUCCAAUUCUUGAUAGGUAUGAUAUCUUCAAUACAAAAGUCCACGAUCAAUUUAGGCUUGUCGUUUAAUUGGAAUUCUACCUCAAGAAUUAAUUUAGAUAAGUUUAUAAGAAUUAAAAUAAAGACGACCAGAUUUGAAACUGGACAAACAAGAUUGGUAAAAAUUCUGGGAACAUCAAGAAAUAAAAAGAUAAUAAAAACUAGAAGCUUGUAUUGAGACUAGAUAAUAAAUUAUUCAAGCAGGAGGUAUGUAAGGAAAUGAAUAUAAUGAAUAAAACUUUAAGGAUUCAAGAAUGUCAGAUCAAUAAAGUAAUGCAAUUGAGAGAGAGAAAAAGGAAUUGGAGAAGAUGAAAUAACGAUAGCAAAAAGAAAUAGAUUAAAUGUUGGAGUAUGAGAGAAGAAUGUAAGAAAUUAGAGAGAGAAAUGAGGAGAAAUAAAGAAUAUAAAUUGAAAAAUAAAUGAGAAGAGAAUAAGAAUUAUAAGAAAAAAGAAUGUAAUAGGAAUAAGAAAAAUAAAUGAGAGAGGAAGAGAAAAAAAGGAAAUAAUAAGAUGAAGAGAGAUAUAAUAAAUAAUUAGCUAGUGAACAUUUUAGAAGAGAAUAGGAAAGAGCUAAAAUGGAAUAAGAAAAAUAAAUCUAUUUAAAAAUGGAAGCAAAAAAGAAAGAAGAAGAGAGAAGAUUAAAAUAAAUGCAAUUCUAAUAAUAAACAUAAUAAAUUUAAUAAUAAUAUGAAGAAGAAAUGCAAAAGAAAAGAUUAAUUAUGUAACAAAAAGAAGCUGAAAGAUUAUAAACUAUUGAGAUUUAAAGAUAACAAAGAAUUUAAGAAUCAUAACAAGCUUAAUAAGAAUUGGCUUUAAAAUUAAUGAAUGCUAGAGUUAAAUAGGAUGAAUAAUUGUCUAAUAUGAAGAAAGUAUUUGAAAUUAGUAUAAUUAGUCUUUUGAUUUAAAAUAAUAAAAAAUUGAAUAGAGAAGAAGAGAAUUUGAAGAAAUGAAAAUGUAAAAGAUGUAUGAAAAUUAAAUGUAAGCAUUAUAACAUCAAGAGAAAAUUAAGGAAGUUAUGGAAAAGAAUUAGAUGCAAGAAGAAAAAAAGAAAUAUGAUUAUUUUAGUAAAUUAUAAGAGGUAGAAUAAAGAAAGGAAGAAUUAGAAAGAUUAAAAUAAUAAGAAAUAAUUUCUAGGAAAUAAUAAAUUUAUGAAAAAGAAUUAUAAAGACAAUAAGUAUUAUAAAACAAUGAGUAACAAUUGAAAGAAAAGACUAAUGAUUUUCUUAGGAAAUUUUAAGAAAAGGAAUAAAUAAUCUAUGAGGUAAGCAAUAAUUCAAUUAUUUAAGAAAUAAUUUGAAAAAUAAUAAAUCUAACAUGAGUAAAAAGUUAAAGAGCUUUUAAAGGAAUAAGAUAAAAAGGAAGCCUUAGAAAGAAUCAUGAGAUUAUAAGAAUAUGAGAAAGAAUUACAAAGAUAAAAAUUAUAAGACAAAAUGAGAAGAGCUGAAAUUUUAUAACUGGAGAAAAACUAAAUGUUAGAAUAAAGAAUGUUGAUCAAGAAAGAGAUAGGAUUUCAAAAAUAAGAAUUAAUGCAAAAAUUAGAGUUAGUAAAAUUAGGGAAACUUGAUCCAUCAGCUUUAAAUCAAGAUGGUAAUAGUAUACGAGCAUCUAAUAGUUUACAGAACAGUUAUCAUAAUGUUAGACGUAUAAUAUUAAAUUAUUAAUAGCCUCAACUGCAAAAUAUUAAAAUACUCUAUCAAAUAAAGAUAUGAGGCAUAAUAAAAGGCCAAAAUCAUAAUAAUAAAAAGUAUUUACGAAUUCUUCAAAUACUUAAUUUGGUUCUUCAAAUUAAGGAAAGUUUAGUAUGUCUAAUAAAUACGAAAAUUAGAUUGAUUAAUUAAAAGUUAGAUAAAAUUAAGAAAUGAUAGAUGUAUUAAUUAAUUUAAAUUAAUAGGUUUUAGAAGAGGAAUAAUAAUUGGAAUUUGAAAGAGAAUAAGCUAUGGCUAAUGCAAAAAAUUAAGAAGAAUAAAAGAGACUUGAGAAAUUAUUUCAGAUAGAAAGAAAUAAAACUAACUAAAGACUUGAUUAAAUUAAGCGGUAAUUAUAUAUUGAUUAAAAAUUAGAGAACAUUAAAGGUAAUUGGAAGAAUUCAGAAAUUAAAGCUGA
Molecule: messenger RNA, 2182 nt
Organism: Paramecium pentaurelia
Lineage: Eukaryota; Ciliophora; Oligohymenophorea; Peniculida; Parameciidae
Source: the annotation of a GenBank genome assembly